Molecule: messenger RNA, 1248 nt
Organism: Ochlerotatus camptorhynchus
Lineage: Eukaryota; Metazoa; Arthropoda; Insecta; Diptera; Culicidae
Product: larval cuticle protein A2B-like
Exons: 4
Coding region: 93-602 (169 amino acids)
Cellular component (GO): extracellular matrix
Source: RefSeq, a predicted model, not a curated record
UUGAAUAAGCGCCAGUUCGGUUGUCAGUGUUUGCCAAGAAUUAGAAUUGUUUGUUGUUUGUGAUCAAUUAGAAGAAAAAAGAUCGUGGAAAAAUGGUGUCCCGAGUUGCUGCUACUCUGCUGCUUGUCCUGGCCGUGUUUGGAUCCAGCGCACUUGCCCGACCCGGAUAUGCCGUUGAUUAUUAUGAUUACCCCAAGUAUUCCUUUAACUACGGAGUGGCAGAUCACAGCACCGGCGAUGUCAAAUCCCAGCACGAAACCCGAGACGGCGAUGUUGUGAAAGGUCAAUACUCACUGGUUGAACCAGACGGUUCCGUCCGUACCGUGGACUACACAGCUGAUCCAAUCAAUGGAUUCAAUGCUGUCGUGUCGAAGACCGCUCCGCUGAUCCACCACCACGCCCCGGUGGUGAAGCACGUUGCUCCAGUGGUGAAACAUGUCGUCCCAGCGCCACAUCCGGCCCACAAGGUGGUCUACGCUCAUGAGCCAGUGGUGCAUGUAUCCAAGACUUCCCACUACGCUGAGCACGAGCCCACUUAUGCGCACUACGGUGACUACCAUGAUGGAUACUACGGCCACUAUGACGAUAGCCAUUACUACUAAGCUCCAACCACAAACACCAAAUGGAAGAGGCCAUCGUCAUCCCACCUUCCCUCCAUUGACAGCAACAACAUGCCAGUAGCUCGAAGAACAACAACUUCGAAUCGUUCGUCCAUCGCAUCGCGGUAGUAUUAGGAAUCACUCUCCCACUCUCCUCCCAUGGAAAUCGUUCUCCAUUUAAGGCCAAGGUCAUCGCCAGACCUUGCCCGGCUCGAAUUUGAACCGCAAAGUGCAACCCAAGUAUAGUUUUAAGCAUGCAGUUUAAUGUUUACUCAUACGAAUAGGUUAAGCUUCGCUCUUUCAGCUCUCUACUUGUAUGUAAAUAUGUGAACUCUCUUCUUCCGGCACGAUUGUUGCGUUGUAAUUGUUGCAACCAAAUUACCCUAAAUUGUGCACUUUGAACACAUGUAUAUCUCGAUCUUUCCAUCUAAAUUUGUGUAAAUCACCACCUAUUAUCGGCACUUUCUCACUCAACAAUGACCUUUUCUAUCUUCCAUACCAUUUCCUUGAGACUGUACUUUAAUUCUACUCUAAUUACUUGUUUGUUACAGUGUUCUACUUUGAACUUGUUGAAAUUGCUGAAUCAUUGCCGUAGUUUAAUCCAAGUGUUUUACAUGUCUAGUUAAGUCCGAGAAAUGUUAUAUUGCAA